Molecule: messenger RNA, 1358 nt
Organism: Nannospalax galili (Upper Galilee mountains blind mole rat)
Lineage: Eukaryota; Metazoa; Chordata; Mammalia; Rodentia; Spalacidae
Exons: 1
Coding region: 684-944 (86 amino acids)
Source: RefSeq, a predicted model, not a curated record
AGUCAGGAGAUGGAGCCUGUGCUCAGUGCUGCUGUUGAUAAUGGUGUGAACAGUAGCGUCUUAGUGGUUGCUUUCAUCAUUCCCUCCCUUAAGCUCAGGUCAUUGGGUGUGGCAAGGGGCUUGAGGAGGGUGGCACCAACAGGGCUCAGGAGGAGAUGCUGAGGAGGCCACCUGAAGUCAGAGGCACGGGCGAGCCAGGUUUGGGUGCCAAGGAUUUGCCCUCAACAGCCCUGGGGUUACAGCUACGUAGUUCUGGGCCUGUAGCACCUUCAAUGGCAGGACAGGAAGAUAAGAGGGUCAGUGACAGUGGCAGACACAGGAAGAGAGAUGAGGAAAAUCAAGAAUUUCACUCUGUAGCAAAGCCAGCACACUUGGCUGUGAAGUCACAGCUGCAUCCACGUGCUCUCCCCAUUGAGGGUUCCCCUAGGACUCUGUGACCUCUGUCAGCACUGACCACACACUGUGCUCUGGGUGCCUUUCUUUGGCUGUCUCCCUCCUAUUCUGUGAUCUGGAUGCUCAGUGACGGGCCCCAUUGACCUGUGACAAAGGCAAGCAGUGCAUCCUCAUGUUCAGUGGGGUUUCAGGACACAUGGGGGACAUCUAGGGCGGGUGAGGUCCAAGCUAGAGGGCCUGAAGGACUGUGCUGUGAUAAACUGUGUUUAGGUCCAGAGAGCCCGAGGAAGAUGAAGUUUGCCUGCCUCUCCUUCCGGCAGCCUUAUGCUGGUUUUGUCUUAAAUGGAAUCAAGACCCUGGAGACAAGAUGGUGUCCUGUGCUGAGCAGCCAUCAGAAACGCACCAUCGCCAUCCACAUUGCUCACAAGGACUGGGAAGAUGAUUCUUGGCGGGAACUGCUGGUGGAGAGACUGGGGAUGAACCUGAUGCAGAUUCAGGCUUUACUACAGGAAGGAGAACGAUACGGCAGAGGAGUGAUAGCUGGUAAGUAAUGGCGUGCAGAAUACAAUGUAGGCCACGCAGAGUGGAGUCGGCAGCUUGCUGCUCAGUAAGUCGGUGUCUCUGUUUUGCUGUGAGCCAGAGGGGAGUGUGCCGAAGUUUCACUAUGUAGCAGUUCUUCUAAGGGUCACCAAAGGAACUGAGCUGGGGUGCAUAGGCCUGGAUCUCACAGACUUGAUUAGUUACUUCUCCACUCUGGGCCUAUCGUCCUGUUUGUAGUCUGAGAGUCCAUGUCAGCAAAGUGUCUGCAUGUGGCACUGGACUAUGUAUGUGUCUGUGUGUGUGUGCAAACAUCAUAGCCCAUGACAGGAAGCACAGACACGAGCUAGUAAAGUGAUCUCGGAGUCAAGCCACCUACCUGCUCUCUCAUGCCUGUCACAUCCACAGGGCAUGGAGGACCUCAGGUA